Galeopterus variegatus (Sunda flying lemur) is the source of this 794-nucleotide messenger RNA. RefSeq names its product coiled-coil domain-containing protein 50-like. Gene Ontology annotation, cellular component: cytoplasm. The record is from RefSeq and is a predicted model, not a curated record. Gene Ontology annotation, molecular function: ubiquitin protein ligase binding. The annotation marks the transcript as partial. NCBI's taxonomy places the organism in Eukaryota, Metazoa, Chordata, Mammalia, Dermoptera, Cynocephalidae. The transcript is spliced from 4 exons.
ACCAGCCAAGGUCAAGGAGGGCCAGGGAAUUGGGUUCUGGAUUCUCAAGGUCUUGUAGACUCCAAAGUGAUGGAAGGACUGUGAAGCAGAGGAAGGAGAAACCAAAAUAUCCACUGGAGAACUUGGAAGAACUAGAAGAGCAUUGUUUAUCAAAGAGAUCCCUGUCAUCCUCUAGCUGGAGCAAAGUGAGGGAUGAUCCCCAAAUUAACAGUGAGCAGCAAGAAAGGAAACGGUCUGGUCAGCAGAGGCUCCAGAGAUCUCCGCUACCCAAGAUCAGUGGAGAAGUAUUUCUGAGCACUGAAGUUGAUGACUGGGAGGCUAGCGGUAGCUAUCGAACUCAGAAUUUGGAAAAACAGUCCCGACACCAAGACCAACUUUCACCCAAGACUGCACAGAAAGCAAGGCUUCACUGCAAGGAAGCUGUGUAUGGGAGGGACCGUGGGCAAGGUGAGCACAGAGAAAAGAGACACAGGCCAAGGACUCCUCCCUUCUCAGAGUGUGAGGAGCAGCUCCACCUCCAUGACACAGGAAUGAAGCCAAGAGUGAUGAAAGAAGGUGUCUCUACUCCAUCACGAGUGACUCACAGGGAUCAAGAAUGGUAUGAUGCUGAAAUUGCCAGAAAAUUGCAAGAAGAAGAACUUUUGGCUACCCAGGUGGACAUAAGAGCAGCUCAAGUAGCCCAAGAUGAAGAAAUUGCUCGACUUCUGAUGGCUGAAGAAAAGAAAGCUUACAAGAAAGCCAAGGAGCGAGAGAAAUCAUCUUUGGAUAAAAGAAAACAUGACCCUGAGUGGAAG